AUGUCGUACUUGUAUUUGGAGAUUGUCAAGAAAGUUGCCAUACGGAAACGUAGCCAAGCUGCCAAGCUAUCCAUGCAGGGGAAUAUUCAUGCAACAGUCAAAUAUCCGAAAUCUCCAUCUUUGUUUCGUACAGAGAGGGGGCUGCGUGGUGGUUGCUGGGUGCAACUGGAAAAUGGCAAGCUCGAAGGGAUGCACCAGCCAUUUGCACUGGUUUGA
Molecule: messenger RNA, 216 nt
Organism: Sporothrix schenckii 1099-18
Lineage: Eukaryota; Fungi; Ascomycota; Sordariomycetes; Ophiostomatales; Ophiostomataceae
Exons: 1
Coding region: 1-216 (71 amino acids)
Source: RefSeq, a predicted model, not a curated record